CCUGCAUUCAUUACUUGUUAUUGUAUCAAUGGUCAACUGUCAAUGGAUAUAAAGUGAUCAAUUGAUUUUAUGACUUGAACCAAUCCUAUUUAAUCAUUUAAAUCAGUAUGGGCGACAUUUUCUCUUUUACUCUUUCUGCUGUUUAUUUGUACAUUUGAGGCGUAUGAAUAUUGGAGAUUGGUCCUUAUCCUCCUACAUAUUAAGCCCGUGACUUAUUGAAAAUAUUGACGAAACGUGAGAUUCUCCUAGAAUAUGGAAUAACAAUUCAUUCAUGAAAAUAGCUUUUAACUGGAGAUUAUUAACUGAAUAACAACGAUUUUAUAUAAAAAAAAUCCUUAGUAUGUCUUGUGUAUUGGAAAAUAAUUAUUAUCGGAUUGACAAUAAAGUUUUAUAACGGAAAACUACAUAUUUUGUUUUGGAGAAGUUUAUAACGAUAUUGGACUAUUAAUUAGAUAUGACUGCUGUUGUACACAUUUGGCUAUUAGUUUUGUCGAUUGGAUUUUCAAAAACUCUCACUUUUUUAGAUCCUGAAUCUGAUACUGAAGCCAUAGAAAAAUUACGAGUAAUAAAAAGGCAAGUAUGCAACUGGAAUAGUUUGUACCAUCAACAACUACGAUCAUACAUCAACCAAUGUUCUGGCUGGAAUAGAAGAUGUAUACCAUGGUCAUCUGAACUAAAAUAUUCCUGUUGUGAUUCACUUUCUUGUAGAUGUAAUUUUUGGGGACAAAAUUGUAAAUGUGUUUCCCGUUUGUGGGGAUGAUGUAACAAUGACACGUGUGUAUCAGUUUAUUGGUACAGUGUAAAAACUAUAGCAUAAAAUUAUGAUAAUAACAGCUUGA
This is a messenger RNA of Mytilus trossulus (common blue mussel), 839 nucleotides long. RefSeq lists its product as uncharacterized. The coding region runs from base 455 to 760 and encodes 101 amino acids. Lineage: Eukaryota; Metazoa; Mollusca; Bivalvia; Mytilida; Mytilidae. The record is from RefSeq and is a predicted model, not a curated record. Gene Ontology annotation, cellular component: extracellular region. The transcript is spliced from 3 exons. Gene Ontology annotation, molecular function: ion channel inhibitor activity.